CGGAAGUUAAUAUCAGUUGCAUUUACACUCGUUCUCUCGUUCAUUACAAGGUGUGAUUAUCGCCAGUGGUCAAUUUGCAAUCAGUGCUUGGGAAGGAAGGUGUUAGAGGUUUCGCGUAUUGAGUGUUAGGAUACUAAUUACAAGAACAUGAAGGAAAAAAAGAAUAAACGGCAAAAAAUUCACUUAAUAUUUGACGAGAAAGAAAGAACUGAAUUUCUAACUGGCUUCCGAAAAAGAAAACUCGAACGGAAAAAGAAGGUAAAAGAAGAUUUGGCAGAAAUGUUGAAGAAAGAGAAAAAGAAAAUAAAACAAAGUCAAAAAGAAACAAUACGUAAUACCAUAUUGUCCCAAAGGCAAGUGCCUGAGGUACAGCAUUUACUGGAAUCUGUUACAUAUGACCUACCUGAUCACACAGUCACAAUAAAGGAAAUAGACGAUAUGAGUUCUGUGCCUACAUCUAGUACACUUACUGACACAACAAUACUGCCAUUUUCUGCUAAGAGUGAAGAAGAAGUCGAAAAAUUGAGAAAGGUGAUUAAGGAGCUGAAGGAAAAACGAAUGAAAACAUUAAAGAAAAGUACUGUUCAAUCUGCUGCUAAAAAACUGCAAAAAAAAUCGGAUAGGCAAAAAGCCAGAAGAAGAAAGAAACAGUAUCUUAUUGGCCUGAAACAUAUGAAAAAGAAGCAUAAAAAGAAACAUGGCAAAUAGAAAUAUAUGUAAUUUUUUAAUAAAUAAAUAUUUUUAUUGUUGA
Stegodyphus dumicola is the source of this 751-nucleotide messenger RNA. It is a transcript of the gene vito, whose product is annotated as nucleolar protein viriato. NCBI's taxonomy places the organism in Eukaryota, Metazoa, Arthropoda, Arachnida, Araneae, Eresidae. Gene Ontology annotation, molecular function: rRNA binding. The record is from RefSeq and is a predicted model, not a curated record. Gene Ontology annotation, cellular component: nucleolus.